GCACUCAUCGUAACCAGCCCUCAUUGAUACAGACUUGUGUUUGCUCUACUCCUUAAACCAAUAACGAUGUGCACACCCACUACUGCCACCGUCGCAUCCUCAUUUUGCGUUUCCCAUCGCGCGCAACUUCCAUCAGCGACGGCGAGCACGCUCGCGUCCACUCACUCUUACGAGACAAAGACAAUACCCAAUAACUACAGCAGACCUCCUCAGUGCGGCCACUGUGGCUGGCGCGGGGAUCAUGCUCCCAACUGCCCCUUCAGGUCGUGAAUGGAAUUACCAGGUAUUUUUCUGGUUCUUCUUCUCUUUUUGCUGCUACUUCGAAAUUUUGCACUCUGUAUAUUACGCUUGAGCCUAUUGAAGAUGUUGUACUUCUAAAGUCGUAUUUUUCCUGUGCUCGUAUUUUCCUAUAUCUCUUGCUGUAACAGCGACA
Messenger RNA from Lentinula edodes (shiitake mushroom), 433 nucleotides. RefSeq lists its product as uncharacterized. The transcript has 3 exons. The record is from RefSeq and is a predicted model, not a curated record. Bases 67 to 270 code for a protein of 67 amino acids. NCBI's taxonomy places the organism in Eukaryota, Fungi, Basidiomycota, Agaricomycetes, Agaricales, Omphalotaceae.